CAGCAUCCUUAAGGCCGUUUUGAUUAUUUUUUUAUCUAUCAUAAUCUCGUUGUCGCUCCUGGGUUCUUGUGCUGACGAGUGGACUCACCCCUGAUAAAUACCAUCACGGGGAAGUCUUCAAGUCGAGGAGUGGGAGAGAGGGAACCUCCUAGUACUCCACCACCACGGAUAAUGCAAAUGCUCAACAAAAACCUCUACAAAAACGUGGUUAACGACCUUUAGCUUUAAUAUGGUCACAAUCCGAACUCCUAGAUCUGAUCGAACGCGGACAAUCACGUAGGUCAUCGCGCGAAACGUCAUUGCAUGAAGCGUCGUCUCGGACACAUGCUAUCUCGAUGUUUCAUCUACAUGAUGAUGAUGAGGAAAAGGAUGAUCAUAUUAAGAUACAUCAUGGCUGUAAUGACCACGAGAAGACGGAAAAUGAAAAUAAUGGCUGUGAUAAGGUUGUGGAGAUGGAGAAUGGGAAUAGGUCUGAGUCGGAGCAGAACAAGGGCGGGGAGAUGAACACAUAUACAAGAACUUCUACCAAGAGAACGAGAACCCUCACAAUCGUGGAUCUCGCGGGUUCAGAGCGAUCGCUAGACACGUUUGCUAAUCGCGGAGAAGGGAUGCUGGAGACAAAGUUCAUUUCCACUAGUCUAGCAGCUCUGCAUGAUUGUGUGUGCGCACUUGCCGCGUCAGCGUCUAAGUCUUCUUUUAGUACUUUUGGUAGAAGCUCUAGGUCUAGGACUAGCUCUAGUGGUGGAUCAUCUAGUAGUCGAGGAGGACAUCAAAGUAGUAGUGCGGGACGAGCACCAAAUUGGCGUGCGAGUAAGCUAACGAUGUUGUUGAAAGACAGACUGUUGCAACUUUGCUGUAGGUCUUCUCCAUCCUCUUCAUCGUCUUUACUUUGGAUUUCUCAUUUUUCACCGAUGUCCUGGGAUUCACCGUAUUCCCGACGAACGGCCCAAACAGCGAAGAGCUUGGCUAGGUACGGACAGAAAAUGCGGACGAGUGAGAGGUCGCUGAAAAUGGCUUCUACGUCAUCUGAUUAUGCUUCACGCGACCCGGCAACUGAAUGGACUAAGAAAGAUGUCGUUUGCUGGCUCCGCGCUUUGGAUGGUGAGGGGAAGUAUGAAAAUUUGGUAGAUUUUUUCUCAUCUUGGGCAGACGGGCCAUCUUUGAGAAGGGAAUGGAAAUAUGAUUUGGCCAGACGCGUAGCAGCCUAUGGGGGAACAGAAGAGCAAGGAUGUGAAAUCUAUGAGAAAUUUGAACAGGAAAUGAAAAAAUACAAGAAGGCAAACUCAAAUUUAAUAUCUUCAAAGAUAACGACUACAAGUCGUGAAAGCAGCUGAUGAAUGACUGGCGCAGAAGAAAGCUGAAUGAAUGAAGAUGAUGACUGAAGAAGCUCGAGUCUAACGUGCUGG
Messenger RNA from Amoebophrya sp. A25, 1406 nucleotides. NCBI's taxonomy places the organism in Eukaryota, Dinophyceae, Syndiniales, Amoebophryaceae. The record is from the annotation of a GenBank genome assembly.